AUGACACCUACGAAUAUGGAAUCGACAUCCCUUCCUCGACUGAACACACAACCAGUCCCACCAACACCUAUGACGGGCGACCAGCAAAUUACUUCUGCUCCAGCUAAUCAAACGAUAUUCGUCGAAUUACCCAAUGUCGCAUCGCCCAUCCCUACGUCGGAACACACAAAGUUUUCCUCCUCGGCUUUCCAGUACGAUGAUAGGGGGCGACAUUCGCCAUUCCUCUCUGGUUCACCUUCGCCCUCACCCCGCUCAGUGUUAUUAUCGCCAUCUAAGACUUCGCCUACUUCCCGACCGCUCUCGCCUGAUUUACCAACUCGAGAUGCAUUGUAUCUCUUUAGCAACUUCAGUAGUUAUAUGCGAUCGCCCGAUGAGGGUAGUGAAGGAUUGAAGGCGGAUGAUUUCAAAGACACGAUUAGGUUAUUGGAACAUGCUAGGUGGUUGACUUCCCAACCCCAUUCCAACGUUCACAUCUUACAUCUCAAAUACCGCUUUCAAGGUCAAUCAACCACUUUCAGAUCACCCUAUUCGACGGGUGAUUAUCAAUUACCGUUAAAUUACAAGGACUCAACUGGAAGAGUCAGGAAUCCCGUCCCUCAACCUUUCUCGGUACUUCAUGAUCCGGUAGUUAAGAUUGAUUACAUGGAGAACGGAGUGUUUGAUCCAUUACCUGCUCAAGCAGUUUUCAGUCACAUAGCUAAGAUGUGUCAACCUCCGCCAAGAGUCAUAGUCAUUUCUUAUGUCUACUCAAAAGUGAUCGAGAACCACCUCUCUUCUCUCUCAGCAUGGGCUCUAACUUCCUCACCACCUUCAUACAUAUUCUCACCAAUCGAGACUCGUUUACGCGAACCCCAACCUUUACAUAUCGCCCUUGGUCAUUCAAUACCUAUGUCAAUGUACGCCUGGCCAACUGAAUUGUAUCAAACUCCAUCAUCUAGUCUUUCACCUGUACAUACAACAUUGAACUCCAAUUCCGCUUACACUUCGAGCUACAGAUCUGUGGGGAUACCGAGUUUUGGUGUGAACCCAUUUUCACCCAUCUCUCCUGAUGGUCAACAUAAGAUCGCGUUACCUCCUAUAUCUUCACCCGGUCAGGGUACGAAGAAAGCUCAACGUAGGCGGGAAAUUCACUUACAAGAUAAGAACACCACUAUAGACGGAAAUAAGCAAGGGGAAGGGGAAGAUGUAAAUUCACCUAUAUUAAUUACGAGGAGAAUAAGCGGUACGGAAUCGCCAAGUGAUAUUGUCGAUCGAUAUUAUGCUAGAAGAACUUCUCAAGUUGCUACUACUUCCACCAACGGUGGGAGUGGAAAGAAAUAUAAGGAUGAUCCUAUAGCCUCUUUAACUGUCAUUUCAUCUUCUCCACCUACAGCAGAUAAUACCAGUACUCUAGCAAGCAAGGAAUCGAAUGAGAUCUUGAGAUCGCACAUUUCACCUACCUCAAGCCAUAAAUUAUCGCCCGGUACAGUCCCACCUCCAAUUGACAGAAUACCAUUAUGGCACCUCGCACCGGGAGUAGGAAUUUUACAUGGAAGUACAUCAAGUUCAAUUGGUAUAAAGUUGAGCGAUUUUAGUGCCAUAAAUCUACUAGGUGAAAAUGAAAAUGGAAGUGCGAAUGCGAAUACGAAUGGAGAUGGUACAUCCAAUAGGGAUAUAUUGAAAAAAGAAGUUAGCAAGAGUGAAGUUGAAAAAUUGGGUAUAAAGACUGAAACGAUAGUGAAUUGUCAUGAUUUUUCUAAAGAAAACGGUUCUAGCACUUCGUUGCAUACUCAUGGUGCUUUGAGUACUAGUACUGGGACUGGCGCUGGUGGGAUAACAAUAUCAAGACCUUCAAGUACGACUCCUCUCCCUCAACCCAUAGGUAUACCCAAACCACCUUCGGAUCACGUCCCAACGAGGCAGAAAACCCAAAACCAAACACACUUGACUCCACCUAAUCAUCAUCCUGGAUUAGGAAAUAGGAGCUUUUCAAUCGGACAAAGGAUAAAUUCAAGUUCGAAUCAAAGUUGGCCUGCACCUGUUAGUAGUGUACCCGGUUGGAGGAAGGGUAGGAAAGAGUUGAUGGAGGACACACUUGAGGAGAUGGGGUUGGUGGAAGAUCACAGUGCGGAUCGAGGUAGAGAUAGGGAGGUACAGAUGAAGGAUGUAAUUAGGAAUUUGGAAGAUUUAGUAUUAAAUCAAAAUUCGGCAGAGGGUAGAGGUCAGAAUUCAGAUAUGGAUGUGAACGUGGGUGGACUAGACGCGAAGGAGAAUGCAGGAAGGAGCAUAGAGUUAAUAGAUCUUUUGAUAUCGUGA
This is a messenger RNA of Kwoniella botswanensis, 2295 nucleotides long. RefSeq lists its product as uncharacterized. The transcript is spliced from 4 exons. The record is from RefSeq and is a predicted model, not a curated record. NCBI's taxonomy places the organism in Eukaryota, Fungi, Basidiomycota, Tremellomycetes, Tremellales, Cryptococcaceae. Bases 1 to 2295 code for a protein of 764 amino acids.